This is a messenger RNA of Canis lupus familiaris (dog), 544 nucleotides long. Its product is annotated as cofilin-1-like. The record is from RefSeq and is a predicted model, not a curated record. Gene Ontology annotation, molecular function: actin filament binding. The coding region runs from base 34 to 462 and encodes 142 amino acids. The transcript has a single exon. Gene Ontology annotation, cellular component: actin cytoskeleton; cytoplasm; lamellipodium. Lineage: Eukaryota; Metazoa; Chordata; Mammalia; Carnivora; Canidae. Gene Ontology annotation, biological process: actin filament severing; cell motility; actin filament fragmentation.
UCUGGAGUGGCGGUUUCUGACUGUGUCAUCAAAAUGUUCAAUGACAUGAAGGUGCGUAAAUCCUCAACACCAGAGGAGGUGAAGAAGCGCAAGAAGUCAGUACUUCUCUGCCUGGGCGAGGACAAGAAGAACAUCCUCGAGGAGGCCAAGGAGAUCCUGGUAGGUGAUGUGGGCCAGACUGUGCACGACCCACACGCCACCUUUGUCAAGAUGCUACCAGACAAGGACUGCCGCUAUGCCCUCUAUGACACAACCUAUGAGAGCAAGAAGGAGGACCUGGUGUUUACCUUCUGGGCACCUGAGUCUGCACCCCUUAAGAGCAAAAUGAUUUAUGCCAGUUCCAAGGAUGCCAUCAAGAAGAAGCUGACCAGGAUCAAGCAUGAAUUACAAGCAAACUGCUACAAGGAGGUCAAGAAAUUGGGGGGCAGUGCCGUCAUCUCUCUGGAGGGCAAGCCUUUAUGAGCCCCCUCCAGCCCCCUGCCUGGAGCAUCUGGCAGCUCCAGACCUGCCCUUGGGGGUUGCAGGCUGCCCCCUUCCAGCCAGA